This is a messenger RNA of Thelazia callipaeda (thelaziosis nematode), 2778 nucleotides long. The record is from the annotation of a GenBank genome assembly. NCBI's taxonomy places the organism in Eukaryota, Metazoa, Nematoda, Chromadorea, Rhabditida, Thelaziidae.
AUGAUCAAUUCUCUUUCACUUACAGAAUUGUUGAAAGCAGAAGCAAGUCAUAGAGUGAUGACAGAAAGUGAUGAAGUGAAUUCAUAUAACGGUUCCAGUUCUUAUGGCUCUUCUCGGAUACCGCGGUUAAGUGAUUCAGAACAACGUUUGUCUGAAUCAAAUGCUCCAAAUUUCAGUUCUGAUGAUCUUCAUCGUUUCAACAUUGAUCAUGUGAAAGUCAUACCAUCAUUGCAUACAACGAUUCCACCGGGUUUUAAAUAUCUUCAAGUACAUACUCUCACUAAGGAAACUGUUACACUUGCCGUGCAUGUGAAAUGUCGUGUGCAGGAUGCAUAUUUGUGUUGUUGCUCUCAUCUUGGUUUUGAUGAAGAGCGAUUAUUUGGUUUAGCUCUUCGAACACCGUCCGAAGGAAUAGGUGGUGAUCGUCCAAGAAAUGAAUAUUUCUUCUUGGAACCAAAUCGAAAGAUCACAAAAUACGCUCCUAAACAAUGGAAGAUUUCGCAUGCUUGGAAUACUGUCGUUGAAAGUCGCCCAUUUUUGGCUCUUCACCUUCGAGUUCGUGUAUAUGUAGACAAAGUUCAUUUAAUUGGGUGCUCAACAACUCUGCGUCAUUACUACCUUCAGUUGCGUGAAAAUUUACUUGACCAGUGGUCAGGGUCCAAUUCAGUUGCUGAAGAACGGUGCUGGGAACUUGCUGCGUUAGCACUUCAUGCAGAUGAAAAUGGAAACGAUUUACUAUCUUUCCGAGCCGAACAGUAUUUCCCUCUUUGGGUGGUAAAUGUUCAUGGCUUAGAUUUUGUACGUCGCAAUAUAUCUGCUAUUCGUGAAGAUUUGAGAACGUGUUCAAGUAAUGAUGCAAUAGUGGAUUAUUGCCAGCAAGCUUCAAGGCCACCAUUCGCUCUGAAUUGUCAUUUGUACGGAUUACGGAGGCACAAAAUGGAUACAUUUGAUAACGCAGUAAUUGGAAUCAGUCCAAAAGGAAUCGAAACGUCUGACGUUGGCAAUGAUGGAGAGCGAAUUCCUUUGCGGAAACUACAGUGGAAUCGAAUCGCAAAGCUAAGUUUCGACAAGAGGAAACUAACGAUAACGGGCAUCGAUGGUGCUAGUCUCUCUCUAUAUGCGCAGUUUGAAAAUAAAGCUCGAUAUUUGCUUGAGUUUUGCAAGGCUUUCCAUCAAGCAACUCUGUUUAUCAGCAAUCAGCUAAUAUUUCGCCGUAUUCACUUCACAAGUAUAAAUUCACCAUUGUUCUGUAACGAUGAUGACCCUCUUUGUUCGAGACGUUCACUUAACUCACGUGCUUCUAGUAAUAGCACGUCAGGUGUAGUUUCAGAUAAACCUGGAAGUGAAGCGGACAAAGAUUGUGAAUGGACUGACAUAUGCGGUAUGGCAUCUGACUGCUCGUGUGAAGAAAUGCAGGCAUUUACGAGUGAAGAUUUAGCUGCAGAAAUAGAUAAAACAUCGCUUAAUACAGUGCCUGAAGUUGCAGUUGAUGCUCAAAAUGAAUUAGGUAGUACCAUCAAUGUCAAUGUCGAUCAUCUGAAUACUUCCUCCUCGUCAGGUGAUGAUGAAGAGACGAGAGAAGGAUCAGAAGUUACAGAAUUCACAGUAAAUGCAAUCUUGAAGCAACCACCACAAUACACUGAGACACUGGAAAGUUUCCACAGUCAAAGUACGCAAAAUAAACCUGAAAUUCCUUACCAGCGAUCUAGUGCCAAUCCAAAUGUGAAACCAAGAUGGAUAACAGUAGCUGGUUUCACUCCCUCGAUGGCAACAGUCUCUUGCCCACUUGAAACUUCCACUCAUCUCGCUUACUCUGAACCAAAACUUCAUUACCAAUUGGGAUCACACACGUCAUCGCCUCCAACCGUGCAGGCAAAUGGCUUAUUUCAGAAGCGUUAUGGACAACGUCUGCAGCAUAGUUCUGCUGCUCGAGGAAUUAGUCGUGUGCAAAGCAUGCCGGCUCAUAAUGCUCAGCAUUAUCUAGAUGAUGAUGAGCAUUUGCCACAGUCCUCGGUUAAUACAGCAUCAGUAAAAUAUUCGCAUUCCUCACCAGGAACUCGUUUUCUUGUCCAUACUAAACAACCUCCUUCUUAUGAGCAUGCUGUCCUUCAGCAAUCACGUGUACGUUAUGCACAAAAAGCGUCUGGAAUGUGCACACCACUUACGAACGUUGUAUCAAAGGAUAUUUUAUCUGAAAGACAUUCUUAUACAAGUGAUCAUGAAAAAAUGACUCUAAACAGUCGUAUUCGAAAAUAUCCGAUGAUGAGAGCUUUGUGGCAAGAACAUCAGCAAGGUUCAUGUGGACAAUUGGCAACAAAUUCGAACUCGAAUUUUUCUUCUGUUACUGCUGCUACGAGUGCAACACGGUUCAAUGUACCAUCAGUGUCGAAUCCUAUAUUAUCCUCAUUAAACGCUGUGAUCAGUGAUUCUGUAGGAGUAGAUUUGCAACAUUUGCAACUACAGUCUUCAUGUCAGGAACUUGCUUCGUCUAUUGUAGUUACUUCACCACAUUUUACCUCAGCUGGUUAUGAUUCUCGACCGAAUACAGUAUAUGCUAUGAGACCAUCUAGAAAUCGGGCGACAGUUUAUCAUCAAGAAAUUUAUGUACCUGAGAAUUCGGCACCUUCCUGCUGUUACUAUUCUCCAUAUGCUGCUGGUCGUAAUCAAAGUUGGAUAAUGUCACAUUCUAUAUUGGAUUUGCCACCGCCACCACCAUAUCCUCCACCAAGAUGUCCACCCUCACCUACGGCGAUAAGUAAUCCACAGAUGGUCGCCUAA